UCUUUUCGUUUUGCUCAAACUUAAAAUAAUUCAUAAUUUAAGUAUUCUUGUUGGAAUUUAAGUGCUAUCAUUGACUUUUAAUAUAAAUCUAGUUACUCGGAGAAUAUAAGAGAAUAGAGAUGACUGCAUUCGACAAUUUAUCUCCUUCACAGAAAGUCCGAGCAUCACUCCACCGUGAUGUCCGAGGGAUAUGCACAGAAGCCUUACAUCUACUAGGCAUGGAUAUAACAAAGCCCGCCAUGGAGAUAGUAGCAGAGCUAGUCUACAAGAAACUGAAAAUAUAUGGAACGGAUUUGGAAGCCUUUGCAAAGCAUGCCAAACGGAAUACAGUUAAUUCUGAGGAUGUGAAGCUUCUGGUUAGAAGAAAUCCUUCACUGAAAACACAUCUAAACAAAAUACAACCAUCGAAUCCUAUACUCAAAGAAAAACGUCGAAAAACCAUAGCAACACCUAAACUCACUACACCAUCAUCCAAACCUAAUGAAACCAGACCUAUAGAAGAAAAAAAUGAUAAAACAGAGCACACAGAUGCAAACGAAGCGAGAGAGAGUGAGAUAAAAGAUGUGGGUUCGAAUUCGAAUGAUGAUUCGAUAGAGAAAAGGAUGGCAAGUGAAGUGGAACAGAUGUCGGUGGAUGAUGUUGUUGAUCUUACUUUUGAUUGAAAUAU
Cydia fagiglandana is the source of this 667-nucleotide messenger RNA. RefSeq names its product centromere protein S-like (gene MHF1). Gene Ontology annotation, biological process: replication fork processing; resolution of meiotic recombination intermediates. Gene Ontology annotation, cellular component: FANCM-MHF complex. The record is from RefSeq and is a predicted model, not a curated record. The coding region runs from base 120 to 662 and encodes 180 amino acids. Gene Ontology annotation, molecular function: chromatin binding; protein heterodimerization activity. Lineage: Eukaryota; Metazoa; Arthropoda; Insecta; Lepidoptera; Tortricidae. The transcript has 4 exons.